This is a messenger RNA of Solanum dulcamara, 666 nucleotides long. Its product is annotated as probable histone H2B.1. Lineage: Eukaryota; Viridiplantae; Streptophyta; Magnoliopsida; Solanales; Solanaceae. Gene Ontology annotation, molecular function: protein heterodimerization activity; DNA binding; structural constituent of chromatin. The transcript has a single exon. The record is from RefSeq and is a predicted model, not a curated record. Gene Ontology annotation, cellular component: nucleosome. The coding region runs from base 51 to 470 and encodes 139 amino acids. Gene Ontology annotation, biological process: nucleosome assembly.
CUUUUACUUCACACAAUUCAAACUCAAAAAGCCCCCAAAUUUUCUUACUGAUGGCACCAAAGGCAGAGAAGAAACCCGCAGAGAAGAAGCCAGCGGCUGAGAAGGCUCCUGCCGCCGCCGAGAAAUCAAAGGCCGGCAAGAAGCUUCCUAAGGACGCUGCCGGAGACAAGAAGAAGAAGAGGUCGAAGAAGUCGAUCGAGACUUACAAGAUCUACAUUUUCAAGGUGCUGAAGCAGGUUCAUCCAGAUAUAGGAAUCUCAAGCAAGGCUAUGGGUAUCAUGAACAGCUUCAUCAAUGAUAUCUUUGAGAAGCUUGCUCAGGAAUCUUCUAGGCUUGCUAGGUACAACAAAAAGCCCACCAUCACUUCUCGGGAGAUUCAAACUGCUGUCCGAUUGGUCCUUCCCGGUGAAUUGGCUAAGCACGCCGUCUCUGAGGGUACUAAGGCGGUUACCAAAUUCACCAGCUCUUAGAGAUGUAUUAGUCUUGCAUCGAUUUUUCUGUUGUGGGCUUGUGAUUUUCAGUUAGUGUUUGGUUAUGUAAAGAACGGAAAAAUUGAAUAUAACAUAGCUUUGGAUGAGUGCCAAAACAAUGAAAUUGAAUUGAUAUCCAAUUUUUCUUUUUCCAGUAGUAGAUUUCUAUUCAAUUAAUCUAUUCUAAAUAGUUCGA